CCGCCCCUUCUCUGUAAUUUCGGCGCACCAAAGUUCGUUUGGACGUGUGGAUUCACCAUCUUCUCGUCUUUUUGGGGAACUUUCGCUUCCUGUUGCCUGUUUCCGCACACUUGUCACUGCAGACAGUUUCACACGCAGUCAGUCAGUCCGUGUGUGGGUCCGAAGUCUCCAACAAACACCUCAGUCAGAAGCGCUUCUGUCCGCACAGAAGUUAAACUUUCUCCGCUUGUCUGCGAUCAAAACUGCGCAUCAUCAUGUCGCUGCCGCAGCAGUUACGAGACGAGAGUGACUUCGAUCAGCUGCCUCACAACAUCCCUAUCAGCGCUACGAUUGCUGAUAUCGAGGAGAAGAAAGGCUUCAUUGACUACUUUAUGUUUGUGGUUGAGGUGAAAACUAAAGGAGGGAGCAAGUAUUUCAUCUACAGGAGGUACAGAGAGUUUUUCAACCUCCACCAGAUCCUCGAGUCCAGAUACUCUCCUGAAAACCCAGAGAGACCUGGUCCCAACACCUGCAAACUGCCUACUCUGCCAGGAAAAGUCUUCAUCGGCAACAAGAGGGAGAUUGCAGAGAGCAGAAUCCCUGAACUCAACACGUACAUGAAGAGGUUGCUGGGUCUGCCAACAUGGUUGUUGCUCGACGAGGCUCUCAGGAUGUUUUUCUACCAGACGGACCUGGACAGCCAGCACCAACCACGAGCCCUCAGGCGUCUCCGCCCACCUACCCGCAAAGUGAAGACCGUCAAACCGAAGAUGGACCUCUUCUCCUCCCCCAGGGCGGAGGUGAUAUUUGACUUUCGCGGCAACGGCAAGGCAGAGUUGAACCUGAAGAAGGGAGAGGUGAUCUUCCUGCUGCAACGAGUCAACGCAGACUGGCUGGAGGGCACGGUGAACAAUCAGACAGGUAUUUUCCCACAAUCCUUUGUGAAGAUCAUUAAGCCCCUCCCAGACAGUGACCUAGAAGGUGACAGUGGAGGCCCCGCCUACAGCUGCCUGCACUGCUUCCUGCUCACCCCCUCUGGAGUCCAAACCAGAGACGUGUGUGUUCAAGAGGACCUCACUAUCCAGCCGACGCACAAGGACCUGCUGUCUCGCAUGAGGAACGUCUUCAAGGUGGAUGACAUCGCCUUGAACUACCGCGACCCCGAGGGCGACCUCAUCCGUAUCCUUGACGACGAGGAUGUCCAGCAGAUGAUCAGGGAGGGCAGAGGUCAGCAGGGAAAGGACAAGAGACCUGUCAAUCAGUUUCCAUGGGAACUGUAUGUGACCUUGGCCUCUGACCUUUCUGUUUACAACGCUGAGGCCUGAGAGAGUGGAAGUCAAGAAAAGUGGAUAUUUAGUAUUCAUAUGUCAGAUCAAUGAAUAUUGCUUCUGAUAUUACCAGUAUAUGGUUUUCUUUUCCACUCAUUCACAGCCUCAUUAAUGUUACAAAUGUCACUUCUUAACUAUUGAUACAUUUCACUUUGUAAUAAACUAAUUUAAUUACAUUUCACAUUUUGCAUACUUUCUGUUUUUCUUGUUGGAAGUUGUUGCAGUACACGGCUUGGUAUACUCAGGUGCUUCGGCGUAGGGCAAAGAAAACCUUAAGGUGCAGAUCAUCUCACACAUUUGCAGAUCUCAGACAUACCAGGGGUGUAGCAAAAGUCAAGCGUAAAAUAACAGCAAAAGCAGGAGGAGCUGAGGUGAGGUGAAACUGAAAAACUGAGGAGCUCAUUUCAGCUCUUUCUCAAUGGAUCCAUAAAUUAUUUUCCAUUUAAUCUAAAGCAACCCACCAGCGCCUUCUCUUUUUUAGGUUAAAGCUAAACUGCUGUGGUUUAAAAGCACAGUACGUUAUUUCUGCUGCUCGGGGGAACAAAUUUCUACGCACACUUUGAAGAUUUGCAUGAGAAAAAGCAAAAAGCGCAUUAACGCUUUUUAAGCUCACUUGAGGUGAUUUUAGUCUUCAAAAAAUAGUUAAUGUGCUAAAUGGGAGAUGGAAACACUUUUUCUGAAUAAAUUCUGAUGUAGCAAACUCACAUGACUGAUCAGCUGUUUCCGCUCUGACAUGAAAGAACACGUCAGUUAAUUCCUGAUAUUUCUCUCAUUGGUGGGCAA
Messenger RNA from Centropristis striata (black sea bass), 2090 nucleotides. RefSeq names its product neutrophil cytosolic factor 4 (gene ncf4). NCBI's taxonomy places the organism in Eukaryota, Metazoa, Chordata, Actinopteri, Perciformes, Serranidae. The transcript has 10 exons. Gene Ontology annotation, cellular component: NADPH oxidase complex. The record is from RefSeq and is a predicted model, not a curated record. The coding region runs from base 255 to 1304 and encodes 349 amino acids. Gene Ontology annotation, biological process: phagocytosis; respiratory burst; superoxide anion generation. Gene Ontology annotation, molecular function: superoxide-generating NADPH oxidase activator activity; phosphatidylinositol binding; protein binding.